UCGAGUAUCAAAACAAGCUUAAAAAGCACAUGCACUGUGAGUCCAAAUAUUUUACUUUUGUUUCUAGCUCUCGGACAAGAUGUCUUGGCUAAAGAAGACCAGCCUAUUCAAGAAAAGCAAGGAAGAGCCUGAGGAAAAUGAGGAGUUAAAGGGAGAAAACGAUCAACCAGAGACUCAUCCAGACGAUGAAGCUGAAGAAAACAUGAACUCUGAAACAAACCCAUCCACUCCAGAGCCAAGAUCUGGAACGGCUGGAUCGAUCCGGAGCAGAAUCCAACCACCAUCAUUUCAACCCACUUUACAUGAGGACUCCGAACAUGAGGAAGAUGUGCCUCAAUUUGGAGAGUUAAGUGGAUCAGGUGAACUCCAGGAACGGGGUCUAGACGAAGGGCCCGCGCAUGGUGAAUUGGAGCCCCUUCAAUUCGAACCCAACGAGAAUCCUAUGGGCGACCUGCCACCCACCAUGAACGACCAAUCCAAAGAAGAGGAUGAUUCCGACGAUGACUCGGAUGAUGAAAGCGAUGACGAUGAUGAUGAUGACGUGGCUGCUCCGCCUUUGGAGGGAAUGUACGAUCCCUCGGAGUACGAGAAUUUGAACGUCUCUAGUGACAUCAAGGACUUGUUUCAAUACAUCCUUCGUUAUACCCCUCAAACCAUCGAUCUUGACACUAAAUUCAAGCCCUUCAUCCCCGAGUAUAUCCCAGCUGUUGGCGACAUUGAUGCCUUCAUCAAGGUUCUUCGACCCGAUGACAAGAAAGAGGACCUUGGGCUUCGAGUCCUGGAUGAGCCUGCUCCGAAACAAAGCGAUCCUUCGGUUCUCGAGCUUCAACUUCGCGCCAUAUCCAAGCAAAGCUCUCACAAAGCGGCACAAGUCAAGAAGAUCGAGAGUGGCGAGAAGAGCUCCAAAGAUAUCGAGAAAUGGAUCAAGGAUAUUUCAGAUCUGCACCGCUCCAAACCUCCGCCCACCGUGCAUUACUCGAAACCCAUGCCGGAUAUUGACUUUCUCAUGCAAGAAUGGCCGCCCGAAAUGGAGGAAAUGUUGAAAGAAACAGGUAUCCCAACAGCUGAACUUGAUUGUGACUUGGCCACUUAUGUGGAUAUCUCUUGUGGAUUACUUGAUAUCCCGGUAUACAAAUCCAGGAUUCAAUCGCUCCAUGUUUUGUUCAAUCUAUAUUCAGCGUUCAGAAACUCACAGCACUUUAAUCAACUUGCCCAAGAUAAUAAUAUGGAUAACGCUCUGAAAGAUGGACUGGUGGAUAGAGUGGAAUUUUAAGUGAUGUGGUCAUUAAAAAUGUAGAAAUGCAUAUUGAUGAUAAAAUGAAAUUUAUUUCCUCUUUGAGGUGUCACGAAUCGUCGGGGUUAUCACAUGAAAAAUUGUCAACUGGCCAUUUUCCUGUUCAUCACUGUUCAGGGAUCAUUUGAGGUCGGAUGAAAUCCGAAUAAUUGACCGGUUUCGCUAGGUAGAUACUCGUGGUUAUAUGAGUGGUAAUCGUUUCGAAAAGUGCAUUUAAUGAAUUGUCUCACACCGGGUUUUUUGGGGGUGGGGGGGUAAAAACAGGAGAGAGUUACGAGUAUUUUUUUUUUUUACAUUUUUGGAGUCGUUACAAUUAUUUUGAGUGGUCAUGAGAUUAAAUCUUCUUUUCCUAGAAAAAAAGUAACGGAUUAUUGUAAUUUCAUACCUACUGCUCUGCAAAUGAUACAACGAAAUCGUACACCAACUGAUACCAAACGGUUUCUAAUUCAUAUUUGGUUAACAGGAAAACAGUAAGUUCGAAGGCAAAAGCAAAAUAUUUUGUCCCAUGGUGGGAACCUAACAAUUGGAUAGUACUAUACGCUUCAAUCGUGAAGGAAGACAGCUCAACGAAUAAAGCACCGAGCAGUUCACCUUUCUACUGACCAAGCA
Messenger RNA from Tigriopus californicus, 1903 nucleotides. RefSeq names its product intraflagellar transport protein 46 homolog (gene IFT46). The transcript is spliced from 3 exons. The record is from RefSeq and is a predicted model, not a curated record. Gene Ontology annotation, cellular component: motile cilium; intraciliary transport particle B; centrosome. Bases 80 to 1273 code for a protein of 397 amino acids. Gene Ontology annotation, biological process: cilium assembly; intraciliary transport. Lineage: Eukaryota; Metazoa; Arthropoda; Copepoda; Harpacticoida; Harpacticidae.